This is a messenger RNA of Paralichthys olivaceus (Japanese flounder), 2434 nucleotides long. It is a transcript of the gene rbms1b, whose product is annotated as RNA-binding motif, single-stranded-interacting protein 1. Lineage: Eukaryota; Metazoa; Chordata; Actinopteri; Pleuronectiformes; Paralichthyidae. The record is from RefSeq and is a predicted model, not a curated record. Gene Ontology annotation, molecular function: mRNA binding. Gene Ontology annotation, cellular component: nucleus.
AGGGCAGCGGGGCUGGGCGGCUCCAAGUUGGGACGAUUUACGGAGCUUUCUAUCGCCGGAUAGUCGACGACCACACGGACAUGUACACGGCUAAUAUGCGCAGAAACAUCUCCUCGGGUCCUUCAGCGGAGUAAGGAGGACAUUCGCGUCAACCACUUUCACUCUUGUACGAGAAGUUUGACGUAUUUCGCGACAGGUCUGUGGCUUCAACUAAAGAAACAAAAACACCCUCCCUUUUCCGAACCGAGGAUGAUUUUUGCCAACACUGGAAACCCACUGAGGACUCCAUAUCGCAAACAGCCACCGGUUGUCCCAUCGUCACACCCCAUGGCUCCACCCAGCCCGAGCACCAACAGCAGCACCAACAACAGCAGCAGCAGCAGCACUGCAGGCUGGGACCAGCUCAGCAAGACAAACCUCUACAUCCGAGGCCUGUCCCCCUCAACCACAGAUCAUGACCUGGUCAAGCUCUGUCAGCCGUAUGGUAAAAUUGUAUCAACAAAGGCUAUCCUGGACAAGACCACAAACAAAUGUAAAGGAUAUGGCUUUGUGGACUUUGACAGCCCCACUGCAGCCCAGAAAGCUGUGGCUGCCCUGAAGACGACUGGUGUCCAGGCUCAGAUGGCAAAGCAACAAGAACAAGACCCCACCAACUUGUAUAUCUCCAACCUGCCUUUGUCUAUGGACGAGCAGGAGCUAGAGAACAUGUUGAAGCACUUCGGCCAGGUCAUAUCCACACGCAUCCUGAGAGACUCCAGUGGAGCCAGCAGAGGAGUGGGCUUUGCCAGGAUGGAGUCAACUGAAAAGUGCGAUGCAGUCAUUUCUCACUUCAAUGGAAAGUUUAUUAAGACAGCCCCAGGUUUUCCAGUACCCUCUGAACCCUUGCUGUGCAAGUUUGCUGAUGGUGGGCAGAAAAAGAGAAGUCAGAAUAAAUUUGCACAGAAUUGUCGGGGCUGGGCGAGAGACAGUGACUCAAGACUGGCUGGAAUGACACUCACUUACGAUCCCAGUGCAGCUGCUAUGCAGAAUGGAUUUUUCCCACCUGCAUACAGUAUUUCAAACAGGAUGAUUGCUCAGACGUCCAUGUCUCCUUACAUGUCUCCAGUUUCAACAUACCAGGUGCAGAAUCCAUCCUGGGUGCCUCAUCAACAGUACAUCAUGCAGCACCCAGGUACAGUGAUAUCGCCCUCUAUGGACCCAUCUAUGUCACUGCAGCCUACUUCCAUGAUGGCCCCCCUUGCGCAGCAGAUGAGUCACCUCUCUCUGGGUAACGCAGGAACGUUUAUGGCUGCCAACACAGCUAUGCAAGGAGCAUACAUCCCACAGUAUGCACACAUGCAGACAGCCACUGUUCCUGUGGAGGAAAAUGGUGGACAGUCACAAGUGGACUCCUCCAGAAAUCACUCCCCAUAUCCAUACCAACAAACCAAGUAGCGCUGAGGUAACGUUCGGACAACAGCUGAAGCAAUCACGUCUACAAAUGCAAUGGGGGAGCUGAGGAUCUUUUCACUGUUUUGCACAGGUUCUGCAAACGUUUAAGUGAGACUAUUUUUUGGGAUCCUUUUCAGAGUUAAUCAAAUGAUUCAAAUUAUAUUUAAAAUAAAAAAAACAAGUUUUGAAAAUGUUUUAUUUUGAUACUACAAUGUUUAUUGUUUACCAAGGAUUGCUGCAGGAGACAAGAAAAGACAAGUUGUUUCAAGUGCAUGAUAGUUCAUAUGUCAUUUGUUCAUAUUUCCAGAUUUUUUUUUCAGACAAUUUCUUUUGAAGCCAGACAUUUUGAAAAUGAUGUUUUUGUGCUUGCUGUGUGAGUGUUGCUAUGGUGAAGUAUUAAUUGUUGUUGUUUUUUUGUAAAGUGAUUUCUCUUUAGAACUUUGGAAUUGAUCUUGCUGUCUGAUUACAAUUUGCCUUAAUAGUUUUGAUACAGUAGUUGUACAGACCACCAUGGAGAGGGGAUGAUACACAAAACAUUUGAACCGGCCAUAGACGACAUAAAGAAAUAAUAAAAACUCACAGAACUGAUAGAAACUUUAUUGUAGAGAAAGAAAUAUUUUGAAUGAAAUGACUCCACAUCGGAUGCUUUUAUUGGAUGUAAUAUUUAUUCAGUAAGAAUGCCCUUCAUGUGUCUGGAUGUCAGAUGAGGACAUUCUUCUGAAAGAUCACCAUUUUUUGAACCUUGCCUUUUUGAAUACUUGGUAUUGCAGAGUAGCUGAAAUGGAUCUUGGUGGGGUUGGGGGAGGGAUGACAGGGGACUAUUUUGUUUUGUUUGUCGGUCUAUGCUUUUGUCUUUUUCGGAUUGAUAUUAAUUGUGAUUUUUUUUUAUGAGGUGUGUCUUUUUCACUUUUAUUUGGAAAAACAAACAAACAGGAAAACACAGAUGAUUGUGCAAAAAAAAAAAAAACUCAUCGGAGCCUUGUAUUAGAACAGAGUCGAGGGG